Molecule: messenger RNA, 558 nt
Organism: Rodentolepis nana
Lineage: Eukaryota; Metazoa; Platyhelminthes; Cestoda; Cyclophyllidea; Hymenolepididae
Source: the annotation of a GenBank genome assembly
AUGUCCGGAAACGUUUUGCCCAGAUCAAUUCUUAAAGUUCCUCUAUCAUUAGGAAUUGGACGAUACGUUUGUCAGUUAAAGAGAGUAACUUUUAAAUUCUGUAAAGCACGUCCCGACAGCCUUGGCGUUCGUGAUUUCAUUGAAAGUGAAAUCGUCAAUUUUGCUCGGGCUAACCCAUCAGUUGUAUUUUAUGUAAAACCUCGUAGAAUGAGAGCACCACUUCUUGUUGCUGAAUACUUAAACGGUAAUUGGCAAUAUCUGCGCAUGGCAAAGAUGACAUCAGAAGAGAUAGCUAAUUGGCUUCAAUUUAUGAUUCACCGAUCCGGUGAAAACAUUGUUCCGAUUUAUAAACCCCGGUCCAGUCAUCUCCCUUCAAUUCAAGGAAUGUGGUCACCCUACGAUACUCCUGAUUUACCAGAGCCCCUGCUGUCUCCUUCCGAAAUCGUUGCAAAUCUGAAGGAUCUUUCCGCUUGUAAGUUUCCUUGGGAGCAGACUGCACAGGAGUAUCUUCAGCAACUACACGAAACAAGACAAAAACAACGAAAAGACGUGGACUAG